Messenger RNA from Xiphophorus maculatus (southern platyfish), 2063 nucleotides. RefSeq names its product estrogen related receptor beta (gene esrrb). Gene Ontology annotation, biological process: regulation of DNA-templated transcription. The coding region runs from base 462 to 1904 and encodes 480 amino acids. Gene Ontology annotation, cellular component: nucleus. Gene Ontology annotation, molecular function: zinc ion binding; DNA-binding transcription factor activity; steroid binding. The transcript is spliced from 8 exons. Lineage: Eukaryota; Metazoa; Chordata; Actinopteri; Cyprinodontiformes; Poeciliidae. The record is from RefSeq and is a predicted model, not a curated record.
AUGGAAAGAGUCAUUCCUCUCGCUCGCACUCUCAUGCUCUCUCCAUCUUAACGUUCAUCCUGCUGCUGCCUGCGCUCCUCUGUCUCUCACCUCCCCUUUUUACCUCUCCGUCUAUCUGUCCCUCCUCCUCUACCCCCUCCUUUCAGCCUCUCCCUCUCCCUCUCUCUCUCGCUCUCAAAUUCUCUUACAUACACUCAGACACACACGCCUUCUCUCUCUCGCACACUUAUAUAUAUAUACAUAAACACACACACGCCACACACAUGCUCACGCACACACACCCGGUUCAUCAGAGCCCAACAUACCUGUGCAGGCUGUUGGGGGGGGGAGCGCGGUGCCGGAGGGGCUCUUUGCGGCGUCGUUGUCUCUGAGGGUGCUGUGCUAUCAUUUGGGGAAGAAGCGGGUCUCAGUUGUUUUCUCUUUCCUCUUCCUCUCAUUCCUGGAAUGCUAAAACUGGACUGAUGGACAUUUCCGAACUUUGUCUUCCAGACCCUCUCAGCUAUCAUAACCAGGCUUUGUUGUCCAAAUCAUUAGAGAGAUUCCUGAGUCCAAUGGCCACGCUGGAGACCUCUCAUUUCUGGCUGCUGAAUAGAAUGGCCGCUGAUGAACGGCAUCUACCGUCUAGCUGUGGGUCCUACAUCAAGACAGAGCCAUCCAGCCCCUCCUCGGUCAUCGACACGGUCAGCCACCACAGUCCCAGCGGAAAUUCGGACGCCAGCGGCGGCUAUGUCAGUACCAUGAACAGCCACUCUAACGGCCUGGACUCUCCACCCAUGUUCACCCCUGGUGGACUCGGCGCCGGCUCCUGCCGCAAGCGCUACGACGAUUGCUCCAGCACCAUCAUGGAGGACUCGUCCAUAAAGUGCGAAUACAUGUUAAACUCCCUCCCCAAGAGGCUCUGCCUGGUCUGUGGAGAUAUAGCCUCGGGGUAUCACUAUGGGGUAGCUUCUUGUGAGGCCUGCAAAGCCUUUUUUAAAAGGACAAUACAAGGUAACAUAGAAUACAGCUGUCCUGCCACAAACGAAUGUGAGAUCACAAAACGGCGACGCAAAUCAUGUCAGGCUUGUCGCUUCAUGAAAUGCCUCAAAGUGGGGAUGCUCAAAGAAGGUAAGAAGAGGGUUCGUUUGGACCGUGUGCGAGGGGGCAGACAGAAGUACAAGCGGAGGCUGGACACAGAAAACAACCCAUACCUGGGCUUGACACUCCCCCCUCCUACUAAAAAGCCUCUCACAAAGAUAGUGUCUCACCUGUUGGUGGCCGAGCCAGAAAAGAUCUACGCCAUGCCUGACCCGACCAUGCCAGAGAGUGACAUCAAGGCUCUCACCACGCUGUGUGACCUGGCUGACCGCGAGCUCGUGGUCAUCAUUGGCUGGGCCAAACACAUCCCAGGCUUCUCCACCCUCUCUCUGGGAGACCAGAUGAGCUUACUGCAGAGCGCCUGGAUGGAAAUCCUCAUCCUCAGCAUCGUGUUCCGCUCGUUGCCAUACGAGGAUGAGCUGGUGUACGCCGAGGACUACAUCAUGGAUGAGGAGCACUCGCGGCUGACGGGUCUGCUUGACCUCUAUGUCUCCAUCCUGCAGCUGGUGCGGAAGUACAAGAAGCUCAAGGUGGAGAAGGAGGAGUUUGUGACCCUCAAAGCCAUCGCUCUCGCCAACUCAGACUCCAUGCACAUAGAAGACAUGGAGGCGGUCCAGAAACUGCAGGACGCUCUCCACGAGGCCCUUCAGGACUUCGAGAGCAGCCAGCAUCAGGAGGACCCGCGACGGGCUGGCAAGCUACUCAUGACGCUGCCCCUACUGAGGCAGACUGCAACUAAGGCUGUGCAGCACUUUUACAGCAUUAAGGUGCAGGGCAAGGUGCCCAUGCACAAACUCUUCCUGGAGAUGCUGGAGGCCAAGGUCUGAUUGGAGGCUGAGGGCUGCAACAAGAAGACAGAGAGUGACUUGAAUCGUGGCUGAGGGAUCUCAGGAGACAGAAUCGGCCAUGUAGUUUGCAAAGCAGAGACUGACAACUCCUCCUCUUUGUGGAACCUUGGGACUUUAAAUUCAAAAAAAAAAAAAAAA